Messenger RNA from Leptinotarsa decemlineata (Colorado potato beetle), 1511 nucleotides. RefSeq names its product paired box protein gooseberry (gene gsb). Gene Ontology annotation, biological process: regulation of transcription by RNA polymerase II; anatomical structure development. Gene Ontology annotation, molecular function: RNA polymerase II cis-regulatory region sequence-specific DNA binding; DNA-binding transcription factor activity, RNA polymerase II-specific. NCBI's taxonomy places the organism in Eukaryota, Metazoa, Arthropoda, Insecta, Coleoptera, Chrysomelidae. The record is from RefSeq and is a predicted model, not a curated record.
CACUUUUUUUGACAAUAUUAUUUGAUCAGUGCCCUUUUGUCGUUUGUGAGUCGCAACUUGUGCCGGAGUGAAUUUUUGGAAAAGUCAUACGUGCGCGUCGGUCGCUUCUUGCACAAAGACGCUAGUUUGUUCACCGGUAAAUGGCAGUAUCUGCUCUGAAUAUGUCUCCCUAUUUCACUGGAUACCCCUUCCAAGGCCAAGGUCGAGUCAAUCAACUCGGUGGAGUAUUCAUCAAUGGAAGGCCGCUUCCCAAUCAUACUCGACUGAAAAUUGUUGAAAUGGCAGCGGCUGGGAUUCGACCUUGUAUGAUAUCUAGAGAACUUCGUGUUUCUCACGGAUGCGUUUCUAAAAUUUUGAACCGUUAUCAGGAAACUGGCAGCAUCAGACCUGGUGUGAUAGGUGGCUCUAAACCUAGAGUUGCAACUCAAGAAGUGGAAACUCGCAUUGAACAAUGGAAGAAGGAACAACCAGGGAUCUUUUCCUGGGAGAUAAGGGAUCGAUUGAUCAAGGAGGGCAUUUGUGAUAAAAAUUCAGCCCCUUCUGUCAGUUCAAUCAGCAGACUGAUUCGUGGAGGACGAAAAGACGACCCUGAACGCAAAAACCACUCCAUCGAUGGAAUAUUAGGUCCAAAUUCUUCAUACGAAGACAGUGACACAGAAUCGGAACCAGGUAUUCCUCUGAAGAGAAAACAGAGGCGUUCCAGAACAACAUUUACAGGCGAGCAAUUGGAGGCUCUCGAACGUGCCUUUGGUAGAACUCAAUAUCCAGAUGUCUAUACACGAGAGGAACUCGCUCAGAAAACGAAACUCACCGAGGCAAGAGUACAAGUGUGGUUCUCCAAUCGUCGAGCUAGGUUGAGAAAGCAGUUGAACUCACAACAACUCAAUGCUUUCAACACUAUGUCUUUACAGUCCGCAUUUCCCGCGGUGCAGCAGCACUAUCCCGAAAGCGCUUUUAAUCAGAGCAGCUGGACGCAACAAAGUUAUGCUUCAGCUGCUUUGGGAUCAAGUCCUCUGGCUAGUACACUGCCUUCUAGUACCUUACCGCACUCGCUCACCGCUGGUAGAGCGACUGCAAGUUCAGGCUCUCCGGGGCAGAAUGCUCUCUACAACUCCUACAGUAGCGGUCCCGGCUUGGAACAAGGUGGCUCGUUGACCGGUGCUAACCAGUUUGGCUACAAUAUGAGCCAGAUUUCUCCCAAUCAACACAGCGUUUCUCCUCAACAGAGUGCAGUAUGGGCACGACACUCGCAGAAUACCAAAGUCCCAGAUAACCUGUCAGCACCUUGGCAUGAUAAUUAUAGUCUAUUCACAUCUGGAGCACACUAUGGGGCCCAUUCUCCAGGAGAAGCGAAAUCUGGAUAUCCUUACUUUGGUGCAAUGGAAAUGUGUUCAAGUAGAGUCCACUGAACAUCGGAUGCCUAAGAUGUGGUGUGAAAUAUGCUUUAAGUUCUUAUGAUGUACUGUUUGGAACCUUUGAUGUAGUAAUGAAUAUUACUGGAGUUUUUUCCC